CAAAUACGUGCACAGGCUGACAGGCCCUCUCUCCCAUUGCUCCAAUGCAUGUCAGUCAUUAUUCUCUGCUUCACCCAUUCUAGGUUGAGCUCCUUCGGUGUGACCUGGAUCUAGCCUGUCUAGCCUGUCUUGCCUGUUUACAUCGGAUCAUGAGCUUGCCGAUCAAGUAAACUAACAACAAACUACUGUACCCCAUCCUUACUCAGUAACACCUCUCCAGGCUCUCCUCUUGCAGCUCUCAUUCCGGGGUAAAGCUAGGGCCUCUUGGCUUAGGCGAGCUAUCCGAUUCUUAUCGUUGUUAGAUCUCCAUGCCAAGCAGCCAGCCUAUUAACUGAUCUGUCUGUCUGUCUACGGAGUAACUAUCCGUACCAAAGGUUCGUUUGAUAUGUCUCGAUACACCCCUGUCCAAUUCCAAUUCUUGAUAACCCUUGCCAACGGCAUUGGCUCAGCGUCCGCUUCCACGUCGAGCAUAUGUAUAUAUGUAUCUUUGCCAGCAACAUCUUUGACUCUUGUUGUCAUCACAUAUGUACGUACAUACAUAAUACCUAGCUAUCCAAUAAUGUAUGUAUAUGUUCACAAACAAACGCCCUCAUGCUUGACCAUUUGCCACCGUGGUUGCAUAAGUUGUGUUGCAUCUGCCAGCUCUUUGCCGAGCUGAGCUACCAACGGUUGGUGUCUCGCGACAUUGAUCCAAUUGCCAUCUCUCAAGGACCACCACCACGCCUCGAAUAGGUUCGUGUCUGCUAAAAAGCCACCUUACGGCAAAUAGCUUCCUGAGGUGAUGAGCAACACGGUCACGGUACCUUUGUCUAGCUUGUAUGUUGGCCAUUUAGUGUUACGACUACCACCACCUUUGGCUUUUGUUUCCAAUCAAGGGACUCAGACCAUUGCUAGAGGCUGGCUGAUCAUACACUCAAUCGUCAUCGCGGUCGAGCUACCCAGGCUACCUCUCUGAUAGCGGCAACCUCCUGAAGUAUUUCUCAACCACUCACCAAGAACCCUUUGUAUUGUGACCAUCACGCUGACGUCAAUGGCCGUGAUGGUCUUAAUCAAAGCCACGUCCAGCUGCCUCCCUACGUAGCAUCAGCUGUAUCUCUACAAGCGAAACGCCACUGCAAGCGUCAAUCUACAACCGCUCUUGUCUAACCUUCCCAUGUCCUACAACCCGAAUAGACGUAGAUAGGCAGGCAGUCGAGCCAUUCAUCUUGCGGGGUAAUUACCUGGACACCUCCAUUACCUUAGUACCUAUUUAUCCUUUCGAUACUUCCCAAGGCAGUAUAUAAACACCUCGUUGUCCAACGAUCUUGACCUGAUGGCUUCCAAAUCUUCUUCCUUAACUAUCAAACUACCUAGAAUUGAAGAUACCCCAAAACAUUCGAACUCAGAUUCUUUCUUUCUUCUUUCCUGCUUCGCCACCAAAAGCUCUUUACACGGCCCAGAUACUGAACAAUGGAGCAACCUAUUAACACCCAAGAGUGUACCACACAGCCCCUGAACGAAACGCCUGUUGUUGGGUCUCCCCCCCAGGAUCGUAGAGCAAGCGAUGCCGCACAAGACCGGAGAAUGAGCGAUGAAUGGGAUGCGUCAAAGGUACCCCCCAGUCGUUUCCAAAAACGUAAGGGAUCUAUCUAUGCUACACCUGGAUCCCGCGAUGGUCAUGUCGACAGGAAUUACCAGGACAAGUACUGGUCCAAAAUGACCGAGAAGAACUGGGGCAGCGGCAGCAAGUAAGCAUCGGGAACGAGUGUUGCGUUGUCAGGUAGCAGGAGUUUGGUUUCAUGAUUGUUGAAUUCACAGCUGUAAGAUAAGAAAUUAAAUACGGAACAUAAGGGAAUAGUUAUCUUGAACAAACGUCUUGCACGCCCUACUAUGCAAAGAAAAACCUAAAUUAGACAUUCCACCUGGAAUUGCCCAUCAUUCAUCAAUGCCAUCGAUCUCAAUGGCG
Fusarium verticillioides 7600 is the source of this 1945-nucleotide messenger RNA. RefSeq lists its product as hypothetical. NCBI's taxonomy places the organism in Eukaryota, Fungi, Ascomycota, Sordariomycetes, Hypocreales, Nectriaceae. Bases 1450 to 1731 code for a protein of 93 amino acids. The transcript is spliced from 2 exons. The record is from RefSeq and is a predicted model, not a curated record.